AUGUAAGUAACAGACGUGCUUAGGUCUAGGAAGCAUAAUCAAAGCAGUUUAUAAAUUGCAGCUAAUUCAAUUCUUGAAAACAAUAAUAACAGACCCUCUAACGUUGGAGCGUCUGGCUAAGGUCUACCACCUAGGAUCUCAGAUAUAAACAAAAGAGCAUAAGACUAUAACGGAGUAAACAAUGGAGGAGGUGGACAUUAAUCUCAUCACUAGAAAUACCAGUAAUAGUAGCAAUAAUUUCAUACAGAGGGCGACAGUUUGUCUCAGAGUAUAGAAGACAGCGGCUAAAUAAAUGUCGAUAUGAUUGUGGAUAAGCCUACAGACGAUUACAUUGUCGAUUUGAAGAAAGGGAACGCUAAUAUACUGGUAGGUGUAAGAUGCAGACCCUUGAGUACGAAAGAAAAACAAAAGUAAAGUGUGAAAUCAGUGAAAAUUUUAGACGAAAAGAUAAUUAUUCUCCAGGACGUUUCAGCAGCAAAACCUGAAGAAGCAUUUAGAUUAGCAAGACCAAAGGAAAAAACCUACGCUUUUGACUAUGCAUUUGAUGAGGACUGUGAUCAAAAGUAUAUUUUUGAAAGAACUACUAAAUUUCUCAUUGAUGGUAUUAUGCAAGGUUAUAACGCAUCAGUAUUUGCAUAUGGUUCUACAGGAGCUGGAAAAACCUAUACUAUGUUAGGAACUGAAGAAAAUCCUGGUGUAAUGAUGAAUUCAAUUGAUGAACUUUUUGUAACAAUUGAGAAUUAUACAGCAGAGAGAGAUUAUAAAAUCAAGAUCUCUUACGUAGAGGUUUACAAUGAAAAUAUCAAAGAUUUACUUAAUGAUCGGAACGACUAUUUAGACUUAAGAGAAGAUAAUCUCAAGGGUAUUUGUGUUGCAGGUGUAACUGAAAUUAUGACUACUAAUGUAGAUGAAAUUAUGAGAUAUAUAAGACAAGGCAAUAGAUAAAGAACAAAGGAAAGGACUGAUGCUAACGAGGCUAGUUCAAGAUCGCAUGCAGUGCUUUAAAUAACAGUCGAACACAAGGAUAAGGCUCAUGGUAUAAAUGCUGAAAUAAAUAUAGCAAAACUCUCUUUAAUUGAUCUUGCUGGAUCAGAAAGAGCAGCAAAUACAAAUAACAGAGGUAUUAGGUUAGUUGAAGGAGCAAACAUCAAUAAGAGUUUAUUGGCGCUGGGAAAUUGUAUAAAUGCUUUGUGCGAAUAAACUAAAAUGGGUCCAAUUGCUGCAAAAAACUAGCAUAUUCCUUACAGAGAUUCAAAGCUAACCAGAUUACUUAAAGACUCAUUAGGCGGUAACUGUCGCACAGUAAUGAUUGCUAAUAUAAGCCCGGCUUUCUCAGCAUAUGAAGAUACCUUGAACACUCUUAAAUAUGCAGAUAGAGCUAAGUAAAUAAAAACAAUUGUAAAGAGAAAUGUAUUGAAUGUAGAAUUCCACAUCUCUAAUUACACCAAAAUCAUCAAUUAACUGAGAGAAGAAAUAGUAAAUCUAAGAGGAUAAUUAUCAGGAACCGGUGGUCAAACUUAAAAUAAGUUAAAGUCAAUGAAGAUUGAAAUGAACAUGCAAUUUGAAAAAGAGGUGAUUAUUAAGAAAGAGAUUUAUGAGCUUGACAUGAAAAAUGAGGAUUUAGCUUUUAAGCUGUUUAGUAAGCAAUUGAAUCUAACAAAAAAUAAAAACAAAGAUCCAUAAGCAAUUCAUUAAGUUGAAUAAGAGAUAAAACAACUAAAGGCCGAGAUUGAGGGUAAUCAUACUUAGAAAGCUAUCUUGAAUCAGAGACUCACAGAUUUAGAAGAUUUUAGAACGAAAAUGCUUGAGAGCUAUCAGCAGGAAAUGAUCUAAUACGAAAUAGAAGCAAUUGAUGUUUUGUAUAAUUAGCAUUUACUGAAUCUAAAGCAAAUUGACAUUAAGAGAAAAGAAAAUAGGGCUGAAUUUCACAUACGAUAAAGAGAUAACUAUAUUUAGCAUUUAAAGGAAUAGCUGAGUUUAAGAGAUAGAAUUAUUAAAGAUAAGUUAGGAUUAAGCUUGACAAAUUUCAUGCCAAAUCAAGGAACUUAAAAUAAUUAAGCUAAUAGUAGUUAUGCAGAUAUCGGAAUGGAAAUUUUGAGCAUUUCUCCUUUGGAAAAUCCUAUGGUGAAAAACAAAAUUGAUAUUUCUGACUCUCCAUACUCUCAAGGUUUUGCUGGCUAAAUAGGGGUAUCUCCUAAUUAAAGGGCAGUAUCUAACACAAUUAGUAUGACCAACAAGAGUAAGCUUAUCGGAGUGAGGAAUCACGGAGUGAGAGAUGACACAGGAGCUUAUUCGGGGUAUUCCAACUAAUUAAAAGUCAACAGUGCUAAUGCUACAAAUGCAUACUAUAGCAAUAAUGAUUCGAAGAUUAAGCCUCCAGGUAGCCUUCUGACAAAACCCCCAAAUUCUACAAAUAAUGUUGUUAGUGAAAAGAAAUAAAUCCUGAAGACCCUGAAUUCUCAAAAUAAUGAAGUUCACUACGACUCAGAUCAUGGCGGGAUUAAUGUUUCAUUUUAGUCGCAUAGAAACAAUUCUAAUUCAAGAAUAGGGAUGGGAGUAAAUGCUGCAUACAAUGGACUUUAAAAUCAGUUGCUUUAAUAAUAAAUGAAUUAAUAGAAUGCUUCAUUACCUCCACCAGGGACAGGUGGCAAUGAAUCAACUCAUUCGGGCUAAACAAAGAGUUUUGCAAGUGAAAUGAGUAAAAAUAAGUAGAAAUUCUUGAUGCUUUAAAAAUAAAAUCAAGCUAACAGUCAAAAUGAUGUUUUUGCCACAAGAGGAAACAGAGCUAUACCUAAGAAUCCCUUAAGCAUAAACAAGAAACUUAGCUUGCUAAAGAAAAAUGCAGGCUUAACUAACUCCAACAGUAAUGGAAUACCCUCUGGAUCGAUGUCAGUUUAGGAUGAAUCUCAAUCAACAACUCAUUAAACUAAUGUUAGUUCAAGUCAUGCAAACUACUAAUCGUCGAGAAAUUAAAAUCCUAGUUAAAAUCCAGUAACUAGAAUCGGUGGUGGAACCUCAAACUUGAUUUAAAACAGUGGCAGCUAGAUAGCAAAUUUCAAUAUCAAGAGACCAUCAGAUGCUGGGCAAAUAGUAAAUCUCAAUAAUUAGAAUAAUUAUCACUCUCAGUAAUAGUAAAAUAAUCACCAUACGGGAGGACAAGGUUCAAAUUCAGUCAAUAAUAGCGUUAUAAAUAUUGCUGAUAAUAUAUGA
Messenger RNA from Stylonychia lemnae, 3210 nucleotides. The record is from the annotation of a GenBank genome assembly. Lineage: Eukaryota; Ciliophora; Spirotrichea; Sporadotrichida; Oxytrichidae.